Dovyalis caffra is the source of this 1263-nucleotide messenger RNA. NCBI's taxonomy places the organism in Eukaryota, Viridiplantae, Streptophyta, Magnoliopsida, Malpighiales, Salicaceae. The record is from the annotation of a GenBank genome assembly.
AUGCGAAGUAAUAAGGUGAUCAGGUAUACCUAUAGGCAAGUUAUAUCAAUCACCCCACGCCCAAUAUACUCCGCCUGCCCUCUUAUUUCUCGAAUUAGUACUCUAUCGAAGCAGACUAAUAGACAUCUCCAAUCUACUCAAAAAAAGCCAAACCCUCUCUCUUUCUCCAACUUUCAAGGCGGUUAUCUCCCAUCUCUUACUAUCUCAAUGGCAACCGAAGCAGAGAAUCCUUCAACCGCCGCCCCCACCACCACUGUUGAAGAUAACCCUAGCAAAACCCUAGACACGGCUGCUCCUGCUUCUACCAAGCCAGAUCAAGUCGAAGAUUCUUCCAAUACUGCAUCAUCGGCAGUUGACUCAGCUACGGAAGGGCCUAAGCAGGACGCCGAUGAUUCAAAGAGCGCUGCCCCGGCCACCGACACCGAGAAGAAGAUUCGCCGUGCUGAGCGGUUUGGAAUUACUGUUCAGCUUUCUGAGCAAGAGAAACGCAAUUCUCGUGCUGAAAGGAACAUGUUUCUGGCAUUUGAAGAUGUUUUUUUGGGGAAGGGGUUGUCUCUAGCGUUCUUUUGGGAGCUUAACUGGUGGUUUCGUGAAGUAGUGCUAAGGUGGUGUGCAUCUGGCUUGAUCUGUUAUUCUGUUCAUAAUUCUAAGUGGAUAAUAGAAGCCAAUAAAACUAGGUUUGGCACUAAAUCCACAUCACAGCAGUCAGAGUCAGACUCAGUGAAGAAAUCAGAGGAGCUGAAGAGGAAGGCUAGAGCAGAGAGGUUUGGGAUUCCUGUGCCACCCACAGCUACUGAUGAGGAGGCAAAGAAGAAAGCUCGUCUUGAAAGAUUUGCAUCAUCUCCUAAAAUAGAUGCACUGGAAGAAGACAAAAGGAAGGCAAGGGCUCUCAGGUUUUCACAAAGUUCAUCUGGUUCUCUAUCAAUGAAUGGCAAUGGGGAUCUUGAACCCAUGCAUGUGCUACUUAUUGCUGCUGUUCAACGGUUGAUCAUGAAGUGUAUUUCCAAAAUUGACAUAUUUGACAUUGAUUUGAGUAUAUUGAAGGGAUUCAGAAUUUCUGAUAUUCUUUCUGGUAUUUUGAGAUCAGUGAACACUUCAAAGGUGUUAGUGAUUUUUUUUGGCCUCAUGAUGAAUUGCUCUGCAAGCCCUCGCCCUAGUAGUGAUGUAGUUUCUGAUAUGCCAGAUGCUAGAAAUGAUAUUCAGACGGAGACAGGGUGUCUUGUUUGUGAAAUCAUUGCAGGGGCUCCAAUGGAGUUGGUGUGA